CGUCCAUUUCGCUGACGGCUUCCGAAAGCAAUUUUACAUGUAUCGGCAUUGCGCGGAACGAUCCGACAAAGCCGGUCGUGGAGAGACCUUUACUUCACUCUUCGGGCUUUAGACGGCUGGCGUUGUUUCUUACGGCGCGUAGCAUUAUUGUUAUGACUCGACGUGGCAGCUGCAACAGGAGCCGGUGAAAUACUUCUGCAAGAUAUCAGUCCGCGUGUAGUGCGUCCAUACUCGAUAGGGUGAUUGCGGACGGCACGUGGCCCCGUGGGACAUGUGGUUUGUUAUGGGCAACUCGCCACCGCGCUAAGGAAGAAGAGACGAAGAGGAAAGGAUUUCAAUCGUUGAGCUGUUACUGUCCAUCCACCGUUUUCGAUCUAGGCACUACCUGUACCGAUACCCACUUUAGACGCUACCCAUCGGCAGCAGGCGGCUGAAGCAGCAGGGCAGGAGAGGUCUGUUAUCACCAUCAUAAUUAUUUUGGACUUGUUCAGACUAGGAGCGGAUAGCUAGCGCCAAGCCCCGCACUCAUGGCCACCUUGCUAGCUACCAUUGCCGGUACAGUGAUUGCUUUGUGGGCUGCACACUGCUCACUGGCUGAACUAACACUGGGGCCUGGAGUAACGACGACGGCAGCAGCUGUGGUUAACGAUUGGCACUGCAUGCAUGCUCAAGACAAAGCAACCCACUGCAAGAAAAUCACGACCAUCUUGCCGACGAAGAAUGAAGUGCGGGCGGCUGCCCUUGCCUCAACUGUAGCACUGCGCUGUGUUGUGGAGACCAACGGUCCGUUCAACCCCAGUAGGCCUGUCAGUAUAUCGUGGUACUUCAUGGACGCAAAAGAUUAUCCAGGCCAUGGUAUCUUCAGUACUGAAAGGAAAUCUUGGGAGAUGUUGAACAAAACAUCUGGAAGACUCAUCUAUAACUCGUCAUUUAUACUGCACGGCUUAGACGAAACGGCGUAUGGUCUGUAUCGCUGCCUCGUGGACGACAGCAUCCAAACAGAAAACCGAUACUUCUUUGUGACUCCCAAAGAUUUUGACCUAACCAACAGGAACGAAAUUGGCGAGCUUCUUUCUAACAGUUUCAUUACAGAAAUUGAACAACUUUCGGCUAAAACUAACUACACUGUGUUGUUCGACUGCUACAAUCCAAACACACCUGAUGAGUCCCUGUCCUGGCGUGGUCCGGACGGGAAGACCAUUGAAGAUUACACCACGAAUUCCAGCUUCCGUAGAGUGGCCUAUCAGACAUACCUUAAUUAUAUCCAGUUUCCCGUCGAGAGACACGCGGAUGGCAGUGUAUCACCUAUCGCGCCUGAGUUUGUGCUGCAGGCACACAGCAUAUUGCUGUACAUUGAUACCACGUACUUCAGCAGGCCAGGGACGUUCUUUUGCAACAGCACCUCGUUCCCCGGGAACAAGUUUCUGAUAUUGAAUACUACCUCCAAUUCAAGACCUUUUCCGCGGCCACCUGUCGUCAGUUUGUUUCCCAGUGUCUACGAGGUACUGGAGUCAUUCGUGACGACGCGCCUGUAUUGCAAUGCGUCCGUCUCAUCGGAUGCAGAGCGCCCGCUAAGCUUCCACUGGGACUUUUACUCGGAGGAGGAGGGUCGCGUAUUUUCGGCCAAGAAGAGGUUCACUAACAUCCAGGUUGUGCCGGACACGAACGUGUCGGACCCUGCAGUUACCCAGAGCACUCUGAUCAUUGACCGAGUAGCGGAGUCAUCAGAGGGAACGUAUGUGUGUAAGGUCACGAACUCCUACGGCCUAUCCAGUUCAAACCGCGUCUUACUUGACGUCACUGUACCGAAUCAUGACCCUCCCGUGUACCUGGAGCCGCUUCAGCAGCUGACGUACAAACGCGUCCAGAUCGCUGAGCCGCUCAGCAUUGUAUGCAGCCUGCACGGCGGCGUCACGCUGUCCACCGUGAUGCGUCUCCAAACACCCGAUGGACGCGUGGUGAACUUGUCAAAGCAUCCGGAAUUCUCGGAAAGGUACUACUCAGAAACUGCCGCAAGGUCGUUUAUCUGGAGAAGAUUGCGAUUCCACGUGGACAGAGCCAAUGAGUCGAUAGCUGGCAAUUACACCUGCACAGCUACGAACUUAAAUGGAGUCAGGACACGCACGAUUAUCGCCGAUGUCCAACGUGUUCGGCCUUCUGUUGAAGUGCUCGCGGCGAAUGCAUCAAACAGCUCAGUCGCCCGCAGCGGCCCUACGUUCUACCUGGCUCCCGGUGCCUUCCAACUGAUACUCACCUGCAUCCUGACGCAGCGUAUCUUUGUGACGGUAUCACUUCAGUGGCAGUACAAUGAUCGAGAUGGAGCUGCAAGGGUGCUGCAAGGUGCGCGCACCAUAGUUGAUGACAGCGGCGUGUGUGAUGUCUCCCUGAAUGCAAGCAAUGCGGGACACGAUCAGCGAAGCUACUGGUUUUCGUCACUUUCUUUGGUCUCGAACUGCACCACACUCCCGCUCAACUUCACCUGCACCGCCUGGAACGAUGCAGGCGGAGACCGUGAAAGCGUGACGAUUGCUGCUGGAAGUGCAUUGCGGUCAGCUGACCAGGUAAAUCCAGGCGAUGGCGGCAGCAGUGGUGGAGAUAUGGCCACGACGUCUUUUCAACCGAUGGCGAAUGUGGCCUCAGGCCAGAGUGUAACCAUUGGCACGGUGCGGGUCACUGCCUGGCCCCCACCGACCAUCGAACUCACCAGGUUGAACAUGUCUACUGCGUCACCCACUGGUCUUCCCACUACGCGAUCGCAUCAACUCAAGGCCGCAAGCGAAACGGUCAAAGUUGCCGGCUUUGACGUGUCUGUUGUGUACACCCCUCCAGCGCAAUCGUCUUCAACUGCAUCACGAGGUGCGCCGCUGCCAGCGAUGUGGGCCAUCACAUUAGCCAUGGCCAGCGCCGAGGAAACCUCCGCUGGAGCUUGGAGCUUUGUGGCAAGCAACCUUCUUGGCGAACUGCGCCGAGAGUUUGUCCUUUCCGUCACCGGGUCUAAUCUACUGGCAGUGACUCCUGAAGCGCAACGCUCCUCUGGCGGUUCAGAAGUAGUGCUCACAACCAUUGUGCCUAUCACUGGGUCUUUGGCUCUCCUGGUCAUCAUUGCUGCUGUAAUCAUCCACUGCCAGACAAAGAAGGCAAAACGGGUUAUGGAAAGAACGAGCUCAGUGAUGGCGGAAAGGGAGCUGAUAAAGCGGAGCAGCAGCCUCUCCAUGUUUGACAUGUCCCUGUCCGUUAGCACUGCUGACCAGCUGAGCGUGCACAUGCCACUGGUACCGCUGCCUUCACUCGAUCCCGAGUGGGAUUUCCCAUCGGACCAGCUUAGCCAACCCAUCGAGAUUGGCCGUGGAGCGUUCGGUGUAGUCUACAAGGCAAUGGCGACGAGGAUUGUCGAUGGCGAUGAAGUCACCGAGGUGGCCCUCAAAUGCUCCAAGGAUGUGAUGCUUGGUGAUUCGGAGACACAUCGCAGAGCAGCGCGUGACCUUGUCCAUGAGAUGACGGUGCUGAAAUCUAUGGGAAGGAAUGCCCAUCCAAACGUUCUGAGCUUGCUCAAAACCUGCACAGAUAAUGGUCAUCUGGUACUGAUCAUGGAAUUCUGCUCGAAGGGAAAUCUUUUGCACUUCCUGAGAAAGCGGAGGGGCCACCUGGGCUUCGGUGGUGCGCAAACAAUGAGCAUGAGUUUGUCUCUGGAUUCAAUUUCUGACCAGUCCUCUCCCAGCCAUACAUCUGACCAAAGGUCGCUGGCAUCUGACCGUGAAAGCACUGGACCAUCGAGGCCAGCCAGUGUGCGGCGUUCACAUUCGCAAAACGGCUGCACUCUACCGGCUAAAGAGGAUGUGUUGCGCCCGCUGGACUUCUACCAUUUCUCAGCCCAAAUUGCAUCUGGUAUGGCCUUUCUUGCCAAGCACAAGUGCGUGCAUCGGGAUCUAGCCGCUCGGAACAUCCUCAUCAGCGAGGACUUUGUACUCAAGGUGUCCGACUUUGGUCUGGCACGGUCGGUGGCGGAUGAUGAUCACUACAUGCCGUCUGGAUCAAAGUGUGUGCCAGUCAAGUGGAUCGCCAUCGAGUCUCUGUUUGAUGGCAUCUACACACUUCACAGUGACAUAUGGUCGUUUGGUAUCUUGCUCUGGGAGAUUGCCAGCCUUGGUUGCAACCCCUACCCGGGCGUGGAUAGCCUCUUCCAAUUCCUAAUGGAUGGGAAGCGGAUGGACAAACCCGACGGCUGUCCUGAUGAAAUGUUUGAAUUGAUGCAUCAGUGUUGGAAAACAGACCCUGCUUCGAGGCCACCGUUUGACAAAGUUCAGAGGUUUCUGGUGCUCAAAGAGAAACAAUGCCGAGCGAGUGAAGAGAGUCUUGGCUACUUGGAAGUACAAGCUGGUGGCGGGGCGCUGGACAUAUGCAAUGAUGACUCGGACAAGGACAUGCCAAGCAAUGCAUUCGAACGAGCCUCAGCUUUCGCAGAUGCCGACAGCGUGGCCACUAUCCAGGUAGCAAGUAAUCUCCAUGCUGUGGUAGCUCCUAGUGCCAACCAGAGUACUGGGCAGCCGUUGAUGUCCUCCACUUCUACUCCAAGCAGUCAACAUGAUAUUGAACAUGUCACCACCAACAACACCUCCAACACCUCCAAUACCAACAACAACACCUCCAACAACACCUCCAAUACCAACACCAACACCACCUCCAACACCUCCAACAGCACCACGGACACCUCCAACACCACCAGGGCAACCACCAACACCUCUACCAACACCAGCACUGCUGUCACAAGAGUCAACAUGCCGCAAGAAGCCAUGGGGCGGUCCAGCAAAUCACUGGCAGCUAAGUCAAGCAAGCAAAGCAAGCAUGUCACUGGAUCUCAAGGGGCAGUACCCAAGUCCAAACAUAGUGCACAAUACGCUGUGAUCUCAGGACCACCCAGGCAAGCAGCCAAGUCAGCCGUGCGAAAGACACCCAAGGUCAGUGCAGUGCCAUUGCCAAGCCUGCCGGAGACCGACGAACCCGAUGACGGCAGUUGCUCGGCCACAUCAAAGGGGGCAAUCUCAUCGGAAAGGGACGCCCAGGCGUCACCGAGUCACGUCAGACUUGAAUGGCUCGAAGCAGAUGACCUGGACAUCGCCGAGGUCUAGUAGUGAUCAAUAUCCUGGAUAUGGGUCACCCGCGGCCCCAGGUCAGUAGUGUUUGAUAUGGGUCACCCGCGGCCCCAGGUUAGUAGCGUUUGCUUUCCGCAAAGCACUGUUUCCAUUCUUUGCCAGACAGCUGACUGGGGAUACACAUGUUCAGCACAGCGAGCCUUAAAGAGCAGUCCACGGGACCACCAGCUUGUUAGUCCGAUCACCAAGUAGUCCAAGUGGAUGAUAAGGCUGCCGCAUCACCACAAACAUAUUGUGCGCUUGGUGACUACACUGAACACAGUGACACUAUCCACUUGACUGCCUGGACACUGCACUAGAUGUCCCGCAUGAGUCAGUUGGUGCACGCGAACCAGAAAAGCUGCAAGGCGGCAUAUCACUUCCGAGCUGUGUGCUCCGAAUCUCACUUAUGACCGCCAGCAUGCAGAGGAGGAGUACGGCGCAUAUGUAACCUGUUUAGUUCUCAGUACUGGAUGGGCUCAUGUGCGCUAUAUAUCGCAUAGUUGUGGCAGCAGAUUAUCCCCUCACACUUACUAUGCCUGUCUCUUGGAGAUCAUUGCCAGUUCAAGAUCGUGUCUGCAGAGAGUAUGCAUGCAGCCUGCUACUCUAAAGUACAUGCUUGCUUGCAAGUGUGUCACGAGUGCGUGCAGAAGAGCCAUACAGCAGUUCGAACCGAGGUUCUGCAGAUGACUGAAUCGAUACUCGUGCCAAGGCUUGGAGCAAUUUUAUUUCCGAAUGACAUUAUGUACUGCCGUUGUAUUGUAGCUGCUUUUCCUUCACCGUGUGUGUGUGUGUGUGUGUGUGUGUGUGUGUGCGUGCGUGUGUGCGUGCGUGUGUGCGUGCGCGCACACAAACGCAGCAACAUUGACCAGCGUGUGCACGACAAACACACCGUUUACGCGCAGGCACCAAACAUUAUGAUUACUUGUAUAAUGUUCUCUUUAGCUCUUGGUGACUACAUGGUGAUAGGACAUUCACACCUUUGUGUUUUGCUUUCUCAUCAGCCGCACUGCAUUUUCGGGGCUGUCCCCAAGCUACCAGUUACUUGUCCCUGGUAUGAACACA
Sycon ciliatum is the source of this 6194-nucleotide messenger RNA. RefSeq lists its product as uncharacterized. The transcript has 21 exons. Gene Ontology annotation, biological process: cell surface receptor protein tyrosine kinase signaling pathway; protein phosphorylation; positive regulation of kinase activity. Bases 528 to 5126 code for a protein of 1532 amino acids. Gene Ontology annotation, molecular function: transmembrane receptor protein tyrosine kinase activity; ATP binding. The record is from RefSeq and is a predicted model, not a curated record. NCBI's taxonomy places the organism in Eukaryota, Metazoa, Porifera, Calcarea, Leucosolenida, Sycettidae. Gene Ontology annotation, cellular component: signaling receptor complex; plasma membrane.